GUCAUUGCCUAAACAAUUUAGUACUAGACGACCCUUUAAAGAUUAUUAUAAUCUGGAUACUGAAAAGGAUAACUAUACGAAAUUAUAUUCAGCCAAUAGUAAUGAUCAAAUUCGUUCUCAUAGGAUUUUCAAUCAAUUAUCACCUCUCAUUCAGUUCUACCCUACAACAAUAUUGACAUCGCCAACUGAAUCUUCAUCUGUAUCUAAUAAAGAGGUUACUAGUGAACAUGUUUCUGAUAUGUGUGAAGAGAUGAAAAUCAUGUUUAUAUGA
Funneliformis caledonium is the source of this 271-nucleotide messenger RNA. Lineage: Eukaryota; Fungi; Glomeromycota; Glomeromycetes; Glomerales; Glomeraceae. The record is from the annotation of a GenBank genome assembly.